AUGGGAUGGCUAGAUUUCAACUCAAAAUCUAAGGAGAAAGAUGACGCCAAGUCCUCAUUCUCAUGGGGCGAUAGCCUUAACGCCACGGAUUGGAGGCAUUAUACGGAUCCGCGAACCCUGAUACCGGCACUCUUGUUGACAACCACCGUUUUGGUCUCUACGCGCCUUUAUCGCUCUUACUUGCGUCGCAUUCCAGAGGCAGCAUAUAUACGGCCGCGAUUCUUUAGAAAAAGAAGUUUGUUUGGCACAGUGACGAGAGUUGGGGAUGCGGAUAAUUUUCAUCUAUUUCAUACGCCUGGUGGCAGACUGGCGGGUUGGGGAUGGUUGCCAGGACGAAGAAACUUGCCUGAGGGGAAAGAGUUGAAAAACAAGACGAUUCACGUUCGAAUCGCAGGAGUCGACGCGCCGGAAGGAGCUCAUUUUGGCAAACCCGCUCAACCAUUCUCGUCAGAAGCUUUAGCCUGGCUUAAAGAAUAUGUUUCAAAUCGUCGAGUGCGCGCCUACAUUUACAAACGCGACCAGUAUGAUCGCGUGGUAGCUACAGUCUGGGUAAGAAGAUUUCUCAUUCGGAAGGACGUGGGAAAGGAAAUGUUGAAGGCGGGGAUGGCUACGGUUUAUGAGGCUAAGAUGGGUGCCGAAUUUGGAGAAUUCGAGGCUCAAUAUCGGGCAAUAGAGGAACAGGCCAAGAAGAAGAAAUUGGGAAUGUGGUCGGGAAAGAAAAAGGAUUUUGAAAGUCCAAGGGAUUACAAGACCAGAACUACGGCUGCUGCUAAUUUGUUGAAAUGA
Sclerotinia borealis F-4128 is the source of this 786-nucleotide messenger RNA. NCBI's taxonomy places the organism in Eukaryota, Fungi, Ascomycota, Leotiomycetes, Helotiales, Sclerotiniaceae. The record is from the annotation of a GenBank genome assembly.